AUGGAACCUACAUUCGCUACUUCAGCAUUUAAAAGAUUCACUAACGGUGGCUCAGCUCCUACAGAUGCAGACUUUGACCCUGAAUCAGGAUCCUAUUUUGAUAACCUCGAACCUGAUCCUAAAUCAGGAUCCUAUUUUGAAGACCCCGACCUCGACUCCGAUGAUGACCUUAACCCCAACUCCGAUGAUGACCCCGACCUCAAAUUUGUCCCUGAUUCAGACCAGAUCUCGACUUCGGCUCUGACUUCGGCCCCGACUCAGGCUCAAAUUUUGAUCUGA
Molecule: messenger RNA, 279 nt
Organism: Prunus armeniaca (apricot)
Lineage: Eukaryota; Viridiplantae; Streptophyta; Magnoliopsida; Rosales; Rosaceae
Source: the annotation of a GenBank genome assembly